GUUACAGCCGCGACAAUCCGCUCCAUUUAACCAACCAUUGCUCUCCUGCUAGCAACCAAUUUUUUUUUCUCUUCUUAGCCACGACAUCCUUAAGAACUCCUCUUCAGAUACCUUCACCAUACCCCUCAGGCCAAGUGGUGCUUAAUACUUUCACUAGAACUCACGAAACCAACGAGAUAUACCCAUCCUGUAUCCACACCGAAGCACCUUUUUUCUCUUCUGAACGAUUCCAACAAUGGCGACAUACUAUUCUGCCUUUUUUUCGUCCGGGCUCCUUGCCAAUUCGAAUGAUCCUUUCGCUCGCCCUUCAACACCGGAGACCGCCACUCCCCGCUCGAACGCCACUAACCUCAGCGAGGACACCACACCCACCGCUACCUCAUCAUCCUCCACCUACACGCUUUCGUCGAUAGUCGAAACUGCUCCUUCGCCUGCACCAGUACUUCGCCGGCGUCGUUCCUCAAUAACGUUGGGCGCGUCUCCGGUCUCGUCAAUCAAGGCCCGUUCUUCUGCCAAUACCGCUCAAAAGCUCCAUACCCUUAUGAGCGCUUCCUCCGGACAAGGCAGCAUGCGAUUAAGGGCCAGAGCUGGCAGUGUUCACGAGUCAGUGUUUAGUCGGGUGGCUGUUGCAGCAAACGAUGCUACGGAAGGCAAUAGUCUGAUGGGUCGCCUCCGGAGUGGAAGUAUUGGGACUGCGCUACGCCCUCGCCGCCAACUCCGAAAAACUUUACCAGCCCCUCCUCCGCCCACCGUACCGCUUCCUGCCCUGCCGCCGUGCCCGCCAAUGCUUACACUUAACAUUCCAUCUUCCACUGGCUUUUCGUCCUCGCAGCCACCAAGCACGCCUCGUCGCCCCCUCACACACCGGUCUCGUACGACCGAUAACUUGCUUAUCCCGAUCGAAACUCCCCCCAUGUCUCGCUCAUCACCCCGCUCCGGUGCUGAAGAUUUCAGCAUGACGUCUCCUAAUGUUGGCUUCCCAACCGGUGGUCGUGACUAUCCUAGUCCCAUCGAGACACCUGACGAGAAGAACAUCACGGGUUAUUUCUUCUCUGCAGACCGGGACACCCAGAUGAAAGAAAACUAAACAUCUUUCGGUUGUCAUAACCUCUGCGACGUGCUUCGAUUGCGCCAGAUUCGCUUUCGAACUAUGUACAUAUGUCGUCGAAGUCUCAGGCACUUCACGGCAGGACCAUCCGGUAUGGCCUCAUAGACAUUAACCCCUUUCCUCGGACACUUGUUUUAAUAAUUUUAUUCCAAUACCAUACACCGUCACCCUCUUUAUUAUGUCUUUUUAUCUAUCUUGAACUUUGUCUAAUUGCUCCUUCUCCCACACCUAGACUGGUUUUUAAAUAGCUGUUUCUAGUUUCUUUUGGGUUUCUUAGUUCAUUUCUUUGUGUCGAGUGACUAAUGCUAUAUAGAUCGUGUACUGAUGUUGUACAAAAAUACCUACGCUCUCGUCAUUGCUCUCCACUUGUCGUCCCACUCUUUGAUAGUUUAACCUUCUACAUGACAUAUUCCUAUUAGCAGCUGCAGCCGUUUCGUUGCGCCACUAUCUCUCC
Somion occarium is the source of this 1562-nucleotide messenger RNA. The record is from the annotation of a GenBank genome assembly. NCBI's taxonomy places the organism in Eukaryota, Fungi, Basidiomycota, Agaricomycetes, Polyporales, Cerrenaceae.